Suillus subalutaceus is the source of this 1567-nucleotide messenger RNA. Its product is annotated as eIF3 subunit 6 N terminal domain-containing protein. The coding region runs from base 117 to 1427 and encodes 436 amino acids. The record is from RefSeq and is a predicted model, not a curated record. Gene Ontology annotation, molecular function: translation initiation factor activity. Lineage: Eukaryota; Fungi; Basidiomycota; Agaricomycetes; Boletales; Suillaceae. The transcript has 6 exons. Gene Ontology annotation, biological process: translational initiation. Gene Ontology annotation, cellular component: nucleus; eukaryotic translation initiation factor 3 complex; cytoplasm.
CCUGCAGUCUGUACUAAUCCUACAUGUUGUGGCUGUGCGAUUUCCUCUUUGAGCGGCCGUAAAAUUUCUGCUCUACAAGCUUGAAGCUUGAAGGACGUGCAACAUUGCACACCACCAUGGCGGAAUACGAUCUAUCGAAAACGAUAAUACCCUACCUGGAUCGCCACCUGGCGUUUCCAUUGUUAGCCCAUCUGGUCGAAACUUCGCUCUUCCCGGUCGAGCAGGUUCAAGCAGCACAGUAUGAACUUGCAAAGGGCACGAACAUGCUGGAUUAUGCAGUCAGCUUGUUCGAGCAGCUACAUCCUGAUGAGGAGAUCCCCGAAGAGUUCUCGGGGAAACGAGAGAAGGCUAACCCAGAUGUUGCACAAGCACUGCGUCAAGAUAAAAAUCAGAAUUUGCAGUACCUAAAAGAUAACUACAACCUCACCCUCGAACAAAUCACUGUUUUAUAUAACUUUGGGCAGUUCCAAUAUACCUACGGCAACUACAGCGGUGCUGCAGACUAUCUGUAUCAUUUCCGUGUACUUUCAACCGAUAACGAUCUCAACACUUCUGCACACUGGGGCAAACUCGCAUCCGACAUCCUCACUGGAAAAUGGGAGACAGCUCUCGAAGAGUUGAACACCCUACGUGAUGUCGUUGACUCACGCUCACCUUCAACACUCUUGACGGCAUCUGCCGAGCCCGCAGCCCUCACGCAACUCCACUCGCGGACGUGGCUCGUUCACUGGUCUCUCUUUGUCUACUUCAAUCACCCGCAGGGUCGGACACUCCUCCUCGAGACUUUCCUCUCGCCCACUUACCUUAAUACUAUCCAAACCUCUUGUCCUUGGAUCCUUCGAUACAUAGCCACUGCUGCCAUCCUCUCUCGCAAGUCGGCUGCAGGCGGGACUGCUGCUUCUUCGCGUGUACGACACUCGAUACGGGAGAUCGUCAAAGUCAUCCAGACGGAAGAAUACCAAUAUCAAGAUCCCGUUACAUCUUUCCUGAAAGAGCUUUAUGUCGAGUUCGACUUUGAGGCCGCACAGCGUGAGCUAACGCUUGCUGACCGUGUGGUCGGAGAUGAUUUCUUCCUUGGGGAGUUCAGAGAGGAGUUCCUCGAUAACGCACGCUACCUGAUUAGCGAGGCAUAUUGCCGUAUACACCAACGUAUCGAUAUUGGUGAUCUUUCGGAACGUCUUAAUCUCUCACGAGAUGAAGGCGAGAAAUGGAUCGUCAACCUCAUCCGUGAAACCCGUAUGGGCGCGGAAGCGAAGAUCGACCUAGAAAAGAAUGUCAUCGAGAUCCACCGUUCAGCAUUGCCAGUAUAUCAAUCAGUUAUUGAGAAGACGCGUGGUUUAGGCGUUCCGGACGCAAGCUUUGGGUACUGGUAUGCUUCACAGCCCGCAGCAGCCACAACAGAGCCAGCCACAGCCCGCUGUUGUUGAGGGAGCUUCUGUGAUCAGAGUUUAUCUGUACUUGUACGUGCUUCAUGGGUAGUAUUUUGCUACUUGAAAACGACCGCUAUGAUCUUCUUUGGCGAUAUCUCACGGAUUGUAGAAUAUACAUCUGUCUUCUUACUUCCCCU